AUGGCCGACUCCACUCCCUCUUCCCAAGUACAAAUUCCUGCCUCCAACGCCCAAACCAGCAUUCCGCCAUCUCAUUAUCGCGGCGUCGUCUUACGAGGAGGCAAAUGGGCAUCAAGAGACUACAGAUUUCAUGACUCUAAAAGCAUAUGGCUUGGUACAUAUUCCACACCAGAAAUGGCUUCCAUUGCUCAUGAUGUGGCUGAGCUAGCGAUCAACGGUGACAGGGCAUGGCUUAAUUUUCUUGAUGUAAUACAAUCCCUUCCUGUGCCAAAAUCAACUUCAAUUGUUGAUAUUCGAGCAGCAGCAACAGCAGCAGCGGCAUCAGCAGAACAAUUCAUUGUGAAGCAUGAGGUCGUGGAUGUAUAUGAGGUGCCAUCGCAGGAGAUAACUGAGUAUGUGGAUGAGGAUGAACUAUUCAAUAUGCCACAAUUGUUGAUUGAGAUGGCAGAAGGGUUGAUGGUGAGUCCACCAAGAUUUGGCCCUCCAUAUGAUUAG
Messenger RNA from Dendrobium catenatum, 495 nucleotides. RefSeq names its product ethylene-responsive transcription factor ERF026-like. Bases 1 to 495 code for a protein of 164 amino acids. The record is from RefSeq and is a predicted model, not a curated record. Lineage: Eukaryota; Viridiplantae; Streptophyta; Magnoliopsida; Asparagales; Orchidaceae. Gene Ontology annotation, biological process: regulation of DNA-templated transcription. The transcript has a single exon. Gene Ontology annotation, molecular function: DNA-binding transcription factor activity; DNA binding.